Molecule: messenger RNA, 1346 nt
Organism: Orcinus orca (killer whale)
Lineage: Eukaryota; Metazoa; Chordata; Mammalia; Artiodactyla; Delphinidae
Gene: H1-4
Product: H1.4 linker histone, cluster member
Exons: 1
Coding region: 626-1285 (219 amino acids)
Biological process (GO): nucleosome assembly
Cellular component (GO): nucleosome
Molecular function (GO): structural constituent of chromatin; DNA binding
Source: RefSeq, a predicted model, not a curated record
CUCAUAUGGGCAAUAAUUUGUUUAGCAUUAAACUAAACCAGUUUGAUGAACUCAAAUGCCCUCGGCUCAAUAGACAGGACUCUCAGAGGAGCCUGUGUUACUUCCCUCACUUAAGUGCAGAUUUGUAAUAAAAAUCCUAAUGCCAGUUCCAUGCUUUUUGGACCUAUAAGAACCUAACCACUUGGAGAAUCAUAUUUGAGAGGUCAGAAAACUCCACAGUUAAAGAUCGGUUUAUAAUUUACGAAGAAAAUAGAAAGUUUUGUUUCUCUGAGUUGAAAUUUGACAAGCACGGCGGGAAAUAUUGCUGGGUUUUGGCAUAAGGUUUUGUGCUUUCCUCAUAAUUUGAGACCUGAGUGAAGCCUGAGACUUCGGGGAUCAUUUUCUGGGAAAAAUCGGGCAAUUCAGUGCAGAGAAUUUUGAUAUUUUUGGCAUUUUUUGAGGUGUAACAAACACAACUCGGGAUCCGAGAGGACACUCUGAGGCUGCCAGCGAGGCGGGCUGGACAGCGCACCAAUCACGGCGCAGCUCCGCCCUAUAUAAACGGGCGGGCGCAGCGGCGCGGCCCGAGUCCCGGCCAGUGCCUCUGCUUCCGGCUCGAAUUGCUUUCCCAACAAUCGCCUUCAACAUGUCCGAGACUGCGCCCGCCGCGCCUGCUGCACCGGCCCCUGCCGAGAAGACGCCGGUGAAAAAGAAGGCCCGUAAGGCUGCAGGUGCCGCAAAGCGCAAAGCGUCUGGGCCCCCGGUGUCCGAGCUCAUCACCAAGGCUGUCGCCGCCUCCAAGGAGCGCAGCGGCGUGUCUCUGGCUGCGCUCAAGAAGGCGCUGGCGGCCGCGGGCUACGAUGUAGAGAAGAAUAACAGUCGGAUCAAGCUGGGUCUCAAGAGCUUGGUGAGCAAGGGCACUCUGGUACAGACCAAGGGCACCGGCGCCUCGGGUUCUUUCAAGCUGAACAGAAAGGCGGCUACCGGGGAGGCUAAGCCCAAAGCCAAGAAGGCGGGCGCGGCCAAGCCCAAGAAGCCCGCAGGAGGGGCUAAGAAGCCCAAGAAGGCGACGGGGGCGGCCACCCCCAAGAAGAGCGCCAAGAAGACCCCAAAGAAGGCGAAGAAGCCUGCCGCGGCUGCAGGAGCCAAAAAAGCAAAGAGUCCGAAAAAAGCGAAAGCAGCCAAGCCGAAGAAGGCGCCCAAGAGCCCAGCGAAAGCUAAGGCGGUGAAGCCCAAGGCGGCUAAACCAAAGACCGCCAAACCUAAGGCAGCCAAGCCAAAGAAGGCGGCAGCCAAGAAGAAAUAGGAAGUUGCUUUGGCCUAAGGCUUAGAAGCUCGACACAACCCAAAGGCUCUUUUCAGAGCCA